Molecule: messenger RNA, 375 nt
Organism: Antechinus flavipes (yellow-footed antechinus)
Lineage: Eukaryota; Metazoa; Chordata; Mammalia; Dasyuromorphia; Dasyuridae
Product: sperm acrosome membrane-associated protein 4-like
Exons: 1
Coding region: 1-375 (124 amino acids)
Source: RefSeq, a predicted model, not a curated record
AUGUCAUCCUUCUCCUUGGGCCUGACCGUGGUCUUAGCCUGCAUGGCAAUGGUGGUUACCAAAUACUGCUAUUUUUGUGACAUUAGCAAUUUGGGUAGCUGUGUGAGCACUACUAUUCUCUGCGGGGAAGAAGAGGAGUGUUACUUUGGACAAGGUUCAGCCUCGGGCCUUGGUCACAUCACCAACAGAGGAUGUGUGGAAGGGUUGUACUGCGGUAGGGAACAGUCUAUCACUUACAUGGAGACUACCUACAGUUUCAUCACCCAGUGCUGCGAAGGGAAUCUGUGUAACGAUGGCCCUCCUGGACCAAAGCAAGUCUCCCCAAGCCUCCCCAUCAUCAUCGCAGGGCUGAGCGUAACCCUGCUUUUGGCCUGA